Molecule: messenger RNA, 1276 nt
Organism: Syngnathus acus (greater pipefish)
Lineage: Eukaryota; Metazoa; Chordata; Actinopteri; Syngnathiformes; Syngnathidae
Gene: mpc2b
Product: mitochondrial pyruvate carrier 2b
Exons: 6
Coding region: 143-517 (124 amino acids)
Biological process (GO): pyruvate import into mitochondria
Cellular component (GO): mitochondrial inner membrane
Molecular function (GO): pyruvate transmembrane transporter activity
Source: RefSeq, a predicted model, not a curated record
CAAGGUUGCUGCACAAGCGGAAAGUCACCUUUUCGUGUGGGUCAGGGAGAAGCUAGUGACAGCGACACUAGCAUUGCUGCUACCGAGCUUCCAGCUCCGAGCGGUUGUCAUCUGCCUCCCACCCCGAGAUACUACCAUCAUCAUGGCUGCAUUGAGAGUGUCCUAUCACAGGAUUCUGGACCGAAUAGAGCAUAUACUGCCCGCCAAACUGAGACCCCUGUACAACCACCCUGCAGGUCCAAAAACGGUGUUCUUCUGGGCUCCGAUGUUCAAAUGGGGCCUGGUUGCAGCUGGUUUGGCUGACAUGACGCGGCCAGCAGAAAAGCUGAGUACCUCCCAGUCUGCAGUACUGACAGCAACAGGCCUGAUCUGGUCCAGAUAUUCACUGGUCAUCAUCCCAAAGAACUGGAACCUGUUUGCUGUCAACUUCUUCUUGGGUAGCGCCGGAGCCUCCCAGCUCUACAGGAUUUGGAGAUACCACCAGGAUCAGAAGGCUCAGGAGGUGGCAGAGUCCUGACCGUCAACAAUUAAGUGAAAGGACAACACCGGUUGAGCUGGCCCACAAAUCCCUCAUCAUUUGUACGUCAUCACGUCGCCGUUUCCACCUAACAUCCAUGCCAGCAACAUGAUCCGAUCGUAUUUCGUAUCCAGCUCCCUGCUGGAAAUGUGCACUUUCCCAAAAGUCUCAAGUUUCCUCAGGGUGCGUAUAUUUUAACAUUUAAAAAAAGUGAAAAAAGAUGGUCACCUACGCACAAGUAAUUACUUGUUUAACAAGUUGUUUGAUUGUACAUUUAGUUUUUAUCAUUAUAGGGUGUAGCAAUCAUUACCUCAUGCAAUCAUUUCCCAAAAAUGUAUGGUUUUGAAGAAUGUGUCCAUUCAUUGAAGGGCAUCAUCACAUUGCUCAUACUUAUUUAUAAUGCAGUUGUUCAAUUGUGAUUCAUUUUAAUGCUUUAAAUUUGUGAGAACAUAAUUCAUUGCUUCACUUAUCGUAAUGGUAAUUGCAUAACACCAUUUCUAUUAAACCUGUGGAGCUUGUAAUGCUCCACAAGGGUCACUCGCUAACACUGGUUAGCAAAUUAUGUUUGCUAUUAGGAAGUCUGUAAGCAUAUAAAUUAAUUUAUAAAUCAUAAACCCCUGCCGACUUAUAGUCACCUCACUGUAAUGGCAAUAAUCAAACUGUCACCUGAUCUGCCGAUUGAUGGAGCAAAUGGCACUUUGAGGCACUGUGGAAUUGUGAUGCCUGUUCUGAAUGGCUAAUAAACCCUGUUCAACAGAG